Messenger RNA from Drosophila subobscura, 1215 nucleotides. RefSeq lists its product as uncharacterized. Gene Ontology annotation, molecular function: oxidoreductase activity, acting on the aldehyde or oxo group of donors, NAD or NADP as acceptor. The transcript has a single exon. Lineage: Eukaryota; Metazoa; Arthropoda; Insecta; Diptera; Drosophilidae. Bases 37 to 996 code for a protein of 319 amino acids. The record is from RefSeq and is a predicted model, not a curated record.
UUUCAAAUCAGGGAAUCAGUUUUAAAUUUCAGCAAAAUGAAAAGUCAUAUUUUGGAGGAGGAGUUUGUCAUACCAAAAUUUCCCCUGCUGCCCGUGCCACUCAUCAAGUAUGAAACAAUACACAAUUUGGACUGCAACAGGGAUCUGAGAGUGAGUUUGCCACAAGCCAUGGUAAAAGUGAAGAAUGCUGCAGGAGGCGAUGGUCCAAAGGCACCAACUGCUGGCACUCGGCUGUUUCAAAGCAUUGGAGCGGAAGAGGCAUCGUCGGAGCCAGAGGAAAUCAAAUACAAAUGGAGCUCGCCGCGUCUGAUGAUCCUUUGCGAGGAUGGGGACAUUAAUUGUGCGUUGCACUAUCUGAUGGAGUCCAUUCACGAUCCGUUUGCGCCCAAUGCGGUGGCCACGCUGCUGCUGCAGGAGUCCAUGCUGGAGGAGUUUGUGGAACGACUGCAGGAUCGCUUGCAGGAGCUGCGCCCCGAGAUAGCCAAUCAUCCUGUGUACCUGACAACUCUGUCCAGAGUCGAACAACUAAAGGCCAACACGAUUGUGUCCUCCGCGGAGACGGUUCCCCGGAAUGCCUCGCCCAUGAUGGUCUUUGAUUUCAGUCACAAUUACCUUGGGGAUGGACCCACAGGGGUCAUCACCCUGCACACCUUUCGCACCAUCAAGGACGCCCUUCAGCUGCAGGCGCGGGAGCCGCUGUCCUUCACUUCGGUGAGCAUUUGGAAUGAGAAGCUGGGAGCCGCCUACGAGCUGGUGGCACGCCUCAAUUUCGAGAUCUUUCUGCUCAACUGCUUCUACGUGAAUCUGGAUCCCAUCGGGCCGGCAUUUGUGAGCAACAUGAACUCUGCGAAGGUCUCCCAGGACUACCACUACGAAUCGCUGACAUUCAACAAGAAGCGCAAGGUGGUUGUCCAUCCAGUGGCCACCACCUGGGGCCAGAAGGCCAAGGAGUUGCAGCCGCCACAGCCGCGAUCUUUCAAUGUGGUCUUACUGUAGAGAGCACCGAAUCCUCCCCCAUCCCUACUCUGGGGGUCACUCAACUCUGAAAAGUUUCUCUAGCAAAGUUUCCCCACACCCCCCCCAAAAAAAAGCAGCAGACUAAUUGAGUUUCCGGCUGCUUGGGCAGCAGCUCCAUUAGCAAUUUGAUUGCCCAAAUAAGUUUCUAGGGAAAUUCAACAGGCGGCUGGCUCGCUCUUUUGGAAGAAUAAUCAAUAG